Molecule: messenger RNA, 2076 nt
Organism: Salvia miltiorrhiza (redroot sage)
Lineage: Eukaryota; Viridiplantae; Streptophyta; Magnoliopsida; Lamiales; Lamiaceae
Exons: 3
Coding region: 935-1834 (299 amino acids)
Biological process (GO): regulation of DNA-templated transcription
Cellular component (GO): nucleus
Molecular function (GO): transcription coregulator activity; RNA binding
Source: RefSeq, a predicted model, not a curated record
AUGAUUUGUACCACUGACCACCAGCCUUGGGAUGUGUGCUUUUGUUAAGUUAUCACUACUAUGGGCAUGUGAGGUCAUCAAGUAUUUUUGGUUAAAUUAGGGUGAGAAGAUGUCCUGAAUGGUGGCAGAAUUUUUGGUUAAAUUAGUGUUCAAAGUCAAAUUCGUUAGGAUUUACUUUUAGGUCAGCAAAAUUGUCAUGGUGGUGAGGGUGAGGAAUGGAGGGCACUGGCAAAGCUGGCAAUGAAUACUAACUUUUACAAUAUGUUGAUUUCAUUUUUAUGGUACAAAACUAGACGAUACAAUUGCCUUUGGGAUCUGAUUGGGGUUUUGGAAAGUACACAAGGUUAUCCAAGAGCUGACUGAAACUGGGGUUGUUAUAAUGUGUUGUAUUGCUAGAUGCUGGAUCUUGUAAAUCAUGUUAUAGCAAGUAUACUACUGGCAAGAGUUCAAUAUAUUGGUGGUGAACAGACUGAAAGUGGAAUCCAAGUUUAGUGGUAUUAAAUGGAUUUAUGAUCAUCUGGGAUGUAAUUGCUAUUACCCGGUGGGGUAUUCCUUUCCAAGCUCUUUUAAGGUCUGAUUGGUCAAACCUUCUGGCUAUGUUUUGGCUUGGUGAUGGAGGGACUAUGAUGUGUGUAACUUGAGUAGCUUCAGGUGUUUUGGAUGAGCCCUUGUGAACUUUGAAGAUUCCGGGAUGCAGUUGGAGUUGAAAUGAAGUUUGUUUCUAAAAUAUUUGGUGCAGUAGGCGAAGCACAUGGUGCAUUGCCAUUUCUUGUUGGAUUGUCAACUGGAUUCUAGUCAUUGGUCGUUUUAUAUUUGCUUGUAUGUAGGGACAACAUAGUUUAAAUGUGUGAUUGUUGCAACAUGUAGCACCGAAUCAAUUUCAAGCUAGCUGGCUUGUCCUGAUGAUCUUGAGUGUGAUCUUAGGGGAUAUAGAAUGCGUGCAGGUUCUGUUUCUCCUGUCCGUCGUAGGGAUGCUCAUCAUCGUUCUAGUCCAGGUUUUGAAACCUUUGGUGGUUCAUCAAGGGGUCGUGGUUUCAGGAAUGAGAGACAACCUGGUCGAUAUCGUGACUACUCACCCCCAUAUGCCCGUGGGAAGGAUGGAGGUCGGUUUCCUGGUAGAGGUUAUGAUCAGUCUGCACGUGGGCCUGGAGGUCCUGAACCAUUAAGAGUCGAAGGUGUGCCUAGAAAUAAUCCUAAUGUACGACCAAGAGAAGGAGAUUGGUAUUGCCCAGAUCCCUUAUGUAAAAAUUUGAAUUUCGCAAGGCGUGAGCAUUGCAACAACUGCAACAGGCCCCGUUAUGCUUUGUCUGGAAGUCCUAGGAGAGGAGGGUAUUUGUGUCCCCCAUUCCCCCCACACGAACGCGUUCCACCUCCUCUAUUAGAUCACUCUCCUGUAAGGAAUAUGAAUGGUGGCUACAGGUCUCCCCCUCGUGGUUGGCCGAGAGAAGCUAGCAGAGACUUUAGAGCUUCUGGACCACUGGGAAGAAAUGAAGUAAGAUUCCCUGAUCCCCUAAUGCGCGGUGAAAGGCUAAAUUUCCUUGAAGAUGAUCCUAGGGACAGGUUCGGGUAUUACGAUAGACCCCCACUGCCAGAGUGGGACCAUAGAGAUCGUGGAAGGGAUAACUUCUUUCAUGAGAGGAGAGGAGGGUAUGGAGGUAGGUUUUUGUCUCCACCUCCUCCAUCAACAGUUCCUCCUCGUGGCUGGGCAUCUCAAAUCAGGGAUAGGAGCAGGUCGCCAGUUAGAGGUGGGCCACAAGCUAAAGGUUAUCCGCGUGAUAUGCAUAUGAACCGGAGACGAGAUGACAGGCGUGCUCUUGGAAGGGAUGCAUUUUAGUGUGUAAUGAUUAUAAUGACAAAGGCUACUGUGACAAUUGGUGUUCUUUCUAGUGAAGAUCUCCAUGGAUUCUAAAACUAUGCGUAUCUACAGCUUCCGUUAUGUGUUCUAAAAUGUUUCCUUUUGGUUAUUAUGUCUACGCGUAGCAAUCGUCAAUGUGAUUAGUGGCCCACGAUUCAAGUCGACUUACCUGUUGAUUAAAUGUAGAUAUACCAAGUUUUUAAUGACAAGCCAUUUUUACA